GUAGCGGAGCGAGGGAGGCUGCGGCGGACUGCGUCCCGGGCUGGCCGGCGCGAGUCAGGUUCGCGCAGCCGCCAGCCUCGUUCCAGUUGCGCCCGCCUGCUCAGCCAAUCGGCGCCGGGGGCGGCGGACCGAUUUAGCCAGCAGAGACUGGCCGGCAGCGAAGACAGGCGCUCGUCGGCUUCGGCGAUGGCGACCGCGAUGGCAGUGACGGCGACGGAGCGGGCGGUGGUGGAGGAAGAGUUCCGCUGGCUGCUGCACUACGAGGUGCACUCUGUGCUGAGGCAACUGCAGGACAUCCUCAAGGAGGCCUCUCUCCGCUUCACUCUGCCAGGUUCGAGCACUGAGGGACCUGCCAAGCAGGAGAACUUCAUCCUGGGCAGUGGCAGCACAGAUCAGGUGAAGGGCGUGCUGACUCUGCAAGGGGACACCCUCAGCCAGGCGGACGUGAACCUGAAAAUUUCCCGGAGCAACCAGCUGCUGCACUUUGCCUUCAGGGAGGACAAGCAGUGGAAGCUGCAGCAGAUCCAGGAUGCCAGGAACCAUGUGAGCCAAGCCAUGUACCUCCUCACCAGCCGGGACGACAGCUAUCAGUUCAAAACAGGAGCCGAGGUCCUCAAGCUAAUGGAUGCUGUGAUGCUGCAGUUGACCAGAGCCCGGAACCGGCUAACCACCCCAGCCACCCUUACCCUACCUGAAAUCGCAACCAGUGGUCUCACGCGGAUGUUUGCCCCCACCCUGCCCUCGGACCUACUAGUCAACGUCUACAUCAACCUCAACAAGCUGUGCCUCACCGUGUACCAGCUGCAUGCCCUACAGCCCAAUUCCACCAAGAACUUCCGCCCGGCUGGAGGCGCCGUGCUCCACAGCCCUGGAGCCAUGUUCGAGUUGGGCUCCCAGCGCCUGGAGGUCAGCCAUGUGCACAAAGUGGAGUGUGUGAUCCCAUGGCUCAAUGAUGCCCUGGUGUACUUCACUGUGUCCCUGCAGCUCUGCCAGCAGCUCAAGGAUAAGAUCUCUGUGUUCUCCAGCUACCAGAGCUACAGACCCUUCUGAGCACACAGCAACCAGGAGCCUGUCCCCUGGAAGGCAACCUAGUCCCCCCACAGACUCCCCAAGAGUGCCAGCCAGAGCAGGCACACGGCCUGUCUUCCUCCUUUACCCCGUCUUGCAAUGCACUUGCACCAAUGGGAAUGAGCACUGGAAGCCCUGGGAGGAGCGAACUCUGCUUCAAUGUGUUUGGGAGGUCAGAAGGGCUGGGUGAGGGGGGCCCACUUUCCAAGCCCUACCCUCCUGGGCUGGGCAUCUUUGGACUCAGGGCAGGGCGGGCCCAGGGUUUGCCUUCCUCUGUCGCUUCACUGCCCUUUUGAGGGGUGAGUGCCAAGGAGGGCACUAAGCCAGGAGUGAGGAGGGAAGGGGAGAGCUGCUGCCCAGCAGGAGCCCCUUAAGAAAUAAAGACCAUUAGACUCUGCCUGGA
Messenger RNA from Otolemur garnettii (small-eared galago), 1471 nucleotides. It is a transcript of the gene ROGDI, whose product is annotated as rogdi homolog. Gene Ontology annotation, cellular component: RAVE complex. The transcript is spliced from 11 exons. Bases 187 to 1050 code for a protein of 287 amino acids. Lineage: Eukaryota; Metazoa; Chordata; Mammalia; Primates; Galagidae. The record is from RefSeq and is a predicted model, not a curated record.